AGUUACAGUAUCUUUUGUCCAUUUGAUUAUUACAUCACUACAGCAACUUUCAGAGUUAAGACAAUGUUGGAUCAUGAGAAAUUGCUAUAAACAUUCUUAUGAGAAUCACUUCGAGUCUAGGAAAUGUCAGUUUUUUAGUGUUUCAAUAAUGUGUAUUAUAUCGUCUCUUGAGAAGUUUUCAGAAAUUCUGAGAAAAAAUGGACAGCAGAAAAGGGUUAGAUAGAUGGGAAGAAAUAUCUAACAAUUUGGAGAGCUGUUCAAGCCCUAAUCUCAAGUUGUAGAGUAGAUAUAUUCAAAUUUAUUUGAUCUUUUGAUAUUUUUCAAUUCUGAAUGAAGGCACUGGUGGUUUUUCUCUGCUCUGCCUUUUAAUACGUCACUUAAGCAGAUACUUGUCCUUUGAGUAAGUAGAAUUCAUUCUACUUUUGCUUCAUCCUAAUUUUUGAUGCGGAACAAUGGUAGAUGUAUUCAUGCUUGUUUUUCAUUAGAUACUUACCUAUUGAUUACUACCUCUCUGGGCAGUUAAGAAAAGAAUCACUCAAUUCUAGUAUGUUUACAAGAGUUUCUUUCUGAUUUGGCACAUGGACAGUGAGAAUGACCUCACUGUGUUUGUUCCCUGGCACAUCAAAGCUUUGCUGCAGAUGUUAGUACAGCAGAACUUGUUUGCUAAGAUGACCCAUUAUGGAACUCUAGCUGAUUAAGCAGAUGUUAAUGGAUAAUUGCAUGUCCAUGAUUACUUCUUUGACCAUAUUACCAACUCAACUCAAUUUCACUUGCUUUUCAAAUAAGACAAAACUGUCAAUAAAGAAACUGGACAUCAAGUUUCAAAAGAUUGGUAGAGUUUAUAGGGAAAUGCAAAAAGGAGGGAAGAGAUGAUACACACAUUGUCAAAUAUUCUGAAAUGUUAAGAAUUGUGGAAAUUGUAAGUUUCAUAAGGAGUUUUAGACAAAGGACACUAUAGCCCCCAUUCUGUUUUUUUCUUUUUCAUUUUAAACUUAGAUUUGCUUUACUUCUUUGGGUCUUCAUUUCUUCCCAUGCAAAAUCUCUGAAAGUCAAAAGGAAGGUUAGAAGCUAGCCAUUUCACCUCUAAAGAAAUUAACUUAGCUUACCCAAGAUUACACUUGUGGUUAGUGCCAGAGCUAAGCCAAGGAUAAACUCUGUUGACUUCAUUUCUCACUAAACUGUACCACUGCAGUCUACCGCUACUAGCAUUCUGUGCCUUCAGGAAGAAUUUUCAGCCUCUUCACUUUCCUGAUGCCCAGGAAUUCUUUUUAAGUUAUGACUAACAAAGUAUAAAAUAUGAGUCAAAAGUUAGUCCCUAAUAAAGUCAUUGUGACUCUAAUGACUUCGGCAGUUGUUUCAUACUGCAAAAACAGGAAAAUCCCACACAAUAAGGCGCCUGUCUAACAGCUGGGCUCCUGCGUAGAAGGCCACCCACAAGAGUAACUAACUGCCGGGGCUGUCUUCCUCUCUUUGACACCUUUUUAUCCCCUGUUCUUACAGUUUUCCCCUAUUGACCUCAUGAGGUUAUCAAUGAGAGGAGGGUACCUGCUUUAGCUAGUCUUUGAUAGGCUGAAGAAUAGUUUUGAUCACUUAGGAUUCACUCCUAAGUGAUUUUCAGUUCACCCUCAAUAGGCCUAACUUAGUCUUAGAAGUAGCUCUUUGAUGGGCUUUAUACAAGCUUCCUGUAUUAUCAUUCUUCUGGAUUGUUUUAUUCUCAAAAACAUAAAAUCACCAAAUUUUAGAUGUGAGAGGACCCUGCGAUCAUUCCAAUUCACUCCUCCUAUGUGAUUAGUUCAACUAAAAACUCAUCAUGAAGAUAGUACCUAUCUUGCCAAUGGAUCUUUGCAUAAAGCUCAAACUAGUUCUCCCAUGAGAAAUAUAGAGAAGUAAGGAAGUGUCCUAUCAACUCAGAAGAAACUGGCUCAGAAGAAAUAACCUCUGUAUGCAGUGUUGAAACUAAAAUAAAAUGGAAGCCAUCAAACAAAAUGUUCCUACCAAGUGUAAUUGAAUUUCAGCGCUUGUUACUUAUUCUCUACUUUUAAGAUGACUUUUCACUAUUAAAGGAACUUACUCAAAAAAAAAUCAGACAAUUUUAUAGAAAAGGUAUAUUCUAGGCAAAUAAUAUUAAAUCACUUAUUUUUCACUAUUAAAGGAACUUAUUCAAAAAAAUCAGACAAUUUUAUAGAAAAGGUAUAUUCUAGGCAAAUAAUUUUAAAUCACUUAUAUAGAAAACAUACCUACUUCCCUUUUCAAAAAAAUAGCUGCAAUUUCUAGCAGUGUAUGUGAAUCUAGUGUUGGGCAUCAGCUUAAGAAGCCUUUGGAGGAAUUUUUAUUACUAAGAGUUCAUUCAUAAAUUUUACUUGUCUGUGUUGAAAAGGGGCACUAGCCAUUUCCUCUGGGGACAUUAUUUCUAGGUAGGCUCUGACAGGGUUUUCUUGUGAAGGCAGAUUCUUAGGAAAAAUAGUAUCUGUGUACAUGAGAUGGUAGAGACACAUUUAUCUUUAAAAUAGUGAGUUCCUGUUUAUGGAUUUCUCUACUGCAUUUGAUUAAAUAACACCCAUUUCCUUUCAAUUCAGUAACUCCUUGGGAAACAGUUUUACCCAGAGGCUAUUUUACCUUCAAAUCUGGACUAAACAUGCAACUUAAUAAAUAGAGAGACUCCAAAAGUCUUAGACUGUAAAACUGAGGAAUGAUAAAUGCUUCUCUUCCUUUGUUACGGUCUGAAGCAUUUUCAGUCUGAGUUGUUUUCCUCAGUCAUGUGGAGGGAGUUUUGUUUUCUGGGAAAUCUUGGUUGCUGGUAAAUAAUGUGUACAAACUGUAGGAGGCAGCCACAAAAUUUAUUAUACGGUAUAAAAGGUUAGGGUUGAAAGGCUGAGAUCCUAAAAUCAUGCAUCAUUCUCAUUUUACACAUGAAAGGUGAUGUGACUAAACAGGAGAGUGAGAGCUGAGACUGAAAAGUCAACAUCCGUCUACUACUGCAUCGCAGCUGCCUCUGGCUCGCCAGAAACACUCCUAUGUGGGAGUCAGAUGCUAAAAGCCCAACUAAGCCUAGAUCCUCAGCUGUCUCCUCAGGCUUAACCUCAAACAUAAUUCCUAUCUAUUCUAUUUCUUAAUGUGUCUCAUCACACAGUUAAACAGUAGUCAUACUAACUGGACGCUACAUAAACUAGAAUGUAAAAGAUACCCUUCUACCCCCGGCCCCCCACUGUCUGCUCCUUGAAGGCCAUGUCUGCCUUUCUUAGUGGUACAGAGCCCUAAGAUAGCAUAAAUGGGCCCUUCAUAAGUGCUUUUUGAUGAGAGCAAUGAAUGCCUUCGUCAGUGUGGUUGGGCCCUCCCUUAUGGAGAAGGAAAACCAACAGUCGUUGCUAAGCAACAUUAAAGGACUAGGUUAGUUUCUGACACCAAGUGACUGCCAUCUGCAUACUUCACCAUGUUUUGUGUUUUAUGGUUGCCUUGAGAUGACUUUGCUUUUUGGUAGCAUUACUACGCCCUUAGCAAAGGCGUAUAGAAGAACUAGUUUAGACCUCGAAAGGAGGAAGGUGAUAUUCAUCUGUUAAUGUUUUACAUGGGUACACUGAUCCCUUUCGUAAACUAUACGAGAAAGGUGAGGAGUUUGGUUUAUUUUCACCCCGCAGCUGUGAACCACCUCCCUGAUCUCAUAUUGGAAGUGAUUGACAAUGUAUCCCAACAGGGUCCUAUGGCAAUGGGAGGCUAUAGAAAGAAAAUAAACGGAGAAGUCUUUCCUCUUACAGCCUUUUAUGAUUCAAUUUGUACCUGCUCCCAUCUUCUGAGCAGAGAUGCUGAUACAGCUGAUAAAGAAUGGGCCCUAUUCUCUCCAGACCGUUUGCUGUUGUGGUUAAACAACAUGCCCUAAAAUACCUAUUUCUACUAGAAUGAAAGCUGAUUAAAAGCAGGAGAAGCAUUUUUGUUUGUUCCUUUGUUAUUGUUGUUGUUUUCACUGCUAUAUCAUCAGUAUUUUCCCUGGUCAUUUUAGAUAUUCAAUAAAUAGUGGGAAAAUACAUGGAAAAAAGGGCAUUCUUGAACUAACACAAAGCUAAUUGACUCUAAAACGUUCCUAAGUAUUUCAGAGAGACUAAAGGAAGCAAAAUGAGACGAUUGUUUGAAAGUUACAUUUGGCUAAGUCUAGUGCAGAGAAAAUUAUGGAAAAAAUUAUCUGUCUCUAAGCUUUUUGCAAGACACUUUUACGAUGAUCCAAGUAAAGUUUACCUCUCAGCCAAAAUUCAGUUUAUCGGUCAGAACAUAUAAACCUGUCUUCUCCAGCCUCGGAGUCUGCAGCGUGUCUGUCUUUUGAGGAUUUAAAAUGGGAGGCGAUUGUGACUGAGCAGUUGUGUCUUUAAAAACAAAUAACUUGGAAUUCAUGCAAUUCACCUGGAGUUCAAAAUUGCACUGAGGUUCAAUAAGUAAAACAUUCUAUCUGAGAUGAUUGAUUCAGAGAUGCCUAGUUACUAACAUAUUGUAUAAUGGGAAGCACACACACAUACGCAAGCAGGGUUACCCAGAAAGAGGGUGAUUGGACAUCUUUGAGAACAAUGCAUGGUGCAGUGAGCCAGCAGGCAGAAAUACUGACUUGCAUUGGCUUCACUUCCAAAAGCCAAGUCUCCUAGGCACAGGCGAUGGCAUGACCUGGGGCUUGGAUACUUGAAAUAAAGCUAUUGUUGGAUGCGGAUGCUCAUUUGAAAGGGGAAUGCCUCACAGGAAAAAGAGCCAAUUGCAAGUUGGGGCUGUUGCCAUGGUGCUUUGCUAUUCCUUCAACUUACUAUAAAUGAAAUCCUGGGAGUCCAAGGGUAGGGGAACCAAGGGGAGAGAUGAGGGAAAUGAGAUGAGCCUGGGGGCGGAAUCCCACUGCAGUAAAGCUCUAGUGUUUCCUCUUGCCUGUGCUCUAAGGCUGACAAGGAGAAGGGAGGGGCUGGGAAGAAGGGAGAGAGAAAACUGCAGGGAAGGAAUGACUUUCUCAACAUGCCUGGAAUUGCUAACAUAAAAUAAAAAUUAAUUUAAAUCCUCAGAUUUCUAAUGUGAAUUAGAAGAUCUAACACUAAACAAGCAUAGUCACUCAUAACCCCAAGUAAUUCACCAUUCUUUCAGUAAAUGAACGUUCAUAUUUCCUAACACACUCUCAAUCCUAGAUGGAAAGGUGAAAAGAGUUUAAUACAUUUGUCGUAUGCAAUCUAACAUGCAUAUUAAUGAGCUGAUGGAAGGCAGAAACAUGCACGCUGCAUAGGAAGUACGUUUCAAAUGAAAUAAAUUAAUCUCAUUCCUAUUCAUUUUACUAUGAAAAGAGGCUAAGUGCAUUGGCAUACGUUGGUGUCUGACAAGUAAUCCUCCAAAAAGCUAGUUUUCAAAAAUUCUUGCAUACUGGCAGCCUAGUCUGAAAACAGCCACAGUUCUAACCUUUUUGAAAUGUUUGUUUAAAUGUUCAGAAGUCGGUUAAUCAAUGCAUCAUCACUUUGAUCAAUUAAAACAGCUGGAUUUUUGUGCAGAGGCUGCAUCUGCAGAAUUCUGGUCUGCAGUGGAGAGAGGGUUAAGGAACACCUAGUUGAAAUGGGGGAGGGUAUCGACUUCAGAUUUACUUAAAUAUUCAUGGGGCUUCCUCCAUUUUAAUCUUCUCCUUUUUAAAAGAUGGCUGUGUUUCCUAGUCUGGCAAUUCCUCAGGAAAGAAGAAUUGCUUCUUCCUUGCAGAGUUCAGCUGAGUAGGACUAAUGUAGAGUGGAAACCCCUUCGGCCACCAGGACUAUUCAUAAUUCAUAAGUGCUUCAAACCAGCCAGCUGAAUACAUUUGGACAGGCUCUUGCUCCUUCAUGCAAUUCCUGAUUUCAUUACUCUCUUCUGCCAGGAAAUAAGCGUGGAGCAUAGGCUUCUUGCAAGAAUGGAGUGUGAAGAUGGGCUUUGUCUGGCUUAGGAAAUGCCAUGCAUUUUGGAGGUUUUGUCUUUUCUAAGUUUUGAUUAUUUUGUCACUGGAUCUGCAGGGCUUUCCUGAUCCUUUCAGGAUUGCUCUCUCAGAACUGUGAAUUCUUUCAAAGGGAUUUGUGGACUGUGGCAAAGAGAGCAUUCCAAAAUGCCUGAAGCAAAUUAUUUGUUAUCUGUAUCUUGGGGUUACAUCAAGUUCAAGAGAAUGCUGAACCGGGAGCUGACACACCUCUCAGAGAUGAGCCGAUCAGGGAACCAGGUGUCUGAAUACAUUUCAAAUACUUUCUUAGACAAACAGAAUGAUGUGGAGAUCCCAUCUCCCACCCAGAAAGACAGGGAGAAGAAGAAAAAGCAGCAGCUCAUGACCCAGAUAAGUGGAGUGAAGAAAUUAAUGCAUAGUUCAAGCUUAAACAAUACAAGCAUCUCACGCUUUGGAGUCAACACUGAAAAUGAAGAUCACCUGGCCAAGGAGCUGGAAGACCUGAACAAAUGGGGCCUUAACAUCUUUAAUGUGGCUGGAUAUUCCCACAAUAGGCCCCUAACAUGCAUCAUGUAUGCUAUAUUCCAGGAAAGAGACCUCCUAAAGACAUUCAGAAUCUCAUCUGACACGUUUAUAACCUACAUGAUGACUUUAGAAGACCAUUACCAUUCUGAUGUGGCAUAUCACAACAGCCUGCACGCUGCUGAUGUAGCCCAGUCGACCCAUGUUCUCCUUUCUACACCAGCAUUAGAUGCUGUCUUCACAGAUUUGGAAAUCCUGGCUGCCAUUUUUGCAGCUGCCAUCCAUGACGUUGAUCACCCUGGAGUCUCCAAUCAGUUUCUCAUCAACACAAAUUCAGAACUUGCUUUGAUGUAUAAUGAUGAAUCUGUGUUGGAAAAUCAUCACCUUGCCGUGGGUUUCAAACUAUUGCAAGAAGAACACUGUGACAUCUUCAUGAAUCUCACCAAGAAGCAGCGUCAGACACUCAGGAAGAUGGUUAUUGACAUGGUGUUAGCAACUGAUAUGUCUAAACAUAUGAGCCUGCUGGCAGACCUGAAGACGAUGGUAGAAACAAAGAAAGUUACGAGUUCAGGCGUUCUUCUCCUGGACAACUAUACUGAUCGCAUUCAGGUCCUUCGCAACAUGGUACACUGUGCAGACCUGAGCAACCCCACCAAGUCCUUGGAAUUGUAUCGGCAAUGGACAGACCGCAUCAUGGAGGAAUUUUUCCAGCAGGGAGAUAAAGAGCGGGAGAGGGGAAUGGAAAUUAGCCCGAUGUGUGAUAAACACACAGCUUCUGUGGAAAAAUCCCAGGUUGGUUUUAUCGACUACAUCGUCCAUCCACUGUGGGAGACCUGGGCAGAUUUGGUACAGCCUGAUGCUCAGGACAUUCUUGAUACCUUAGAAGAUAACAGGAACUGGUAUCAGAGCAUGAUACCCCAAAGUCCCUCACCACCACUGGAUGAGCAGAACAGAGACUGCCAGGGUCUGAUGGAGAAGUUUCAGUUUGAACUGACUCUUGAUGAGGAGGAUUCUGAAGGACCUGAGAGGGAGGGAGAGGGGCACAGCUAUUUCAGCAGCACAAAGACACUUUGUGUGAUUGAUCCAGAAAACAGAGAUUCCCUGGGAGAAACUGACAUAGACAUUGCAACAGAAGACACAUCCCCAGUCGACACAUAAUCCCCCUCUCCCUGUGGAGAUGAACAUUCUACCCUUGAUGAGCAUGCCAGCUAUGUGGUAGGGCCAGCCACCAUGGGGGCCGAGGCCUGCACAGGACAAGGGCCACCUGGCUUUUCAGUUACUUGAGUUUGGAGUCAGAAUGUAAGACCACGAAGCGAAUAGCAGCUCAGGAAAUCCCACGGUUGACUUGCCUUGCUGGCAAGCUUGGUGGAGAGGGCUGAAGCUGUUGCUGGCAGCCGGUUCUGACCAUGAUACAUGGCUUGAAAAUGGAAGACACAAAACUGAGAGAUCGUUCUGCACUAAUUUCGGGAACCUAUCCCCGCUAGUGACUGAACUCACUGACUAAUAACUUCAUUUAUGAAUCUGCUCACCUGUCCCUUUGUCUGCCAACCUGUGUGCCUUUUUUGUAAAACAUUUUCACGUCUUUCAAACGCCCGUUGAAUACCUAGAGUUUAGUAUCAACUUCUACACAGAUAAGCAUUCAAAAUUGACAAAGCUUUUUGACUCUUUCUGGAAAAAGGAAAGAAAAUAGUCUUCCUUCAUUCUUGGGCAAUAUCUUUCACUUUACUGAAGUUACUUUUGCAAACAGAAAGGAUACACUUCUAACCACAUCUCACUUCCUUCCCCUGCUGUCCAAUCCAACUCCACAGUCACUCUUAUAACUUAUCUCUGUUUGCCUGCCUCCAGCAGUAUUUAACUUUUUGCUGUAAACACGAUAAAAUUGAACAAAUUAGGAGGUAGAAAUGGGCAGUUGUGUCGCUCACCAUGAGCAGCGUGCCCUGCUGUGUCUCGGACCCUCCACCAAAGGAGUUGUACAUUCCGUGUCCUGUUCCCUACCUCCUCUCUUCACCCAGUUACGCUGUUUUCAAUGUAAUGCUGCCGUCCUUCUCCUGCACUGCCUCCUGUGCUAACACCUCCAUUCCUGUUUAUAACUGUGUAUUUAUUAAUGUAUAUAAUGUAAUGUUUUGUAAGUUAUUAAUUUAUAUAUCUAACAUUGCCUGCCAACGGUGGUGUUAAAUUUGUGUAGAAAACUCUGCCUAAGAGUUACAACCUUUUCUUGUAAUGUUUUGUAUUGUGUAUCAUAUAACCCAAAUGUCACUUAGGAGAGACAUACAGCCCCCUUGGCGGAGAGGAUGGAGGGUGGGCUUUUGUUAAGAGGGUCUGCCCUUUCUUUCCCUGCCUGAGUUGCUACUUCUGCACAACCCCUUUAUGAACCGGUUUUGGAAACAAGAUUCUCACAUUAGAUACUAAAUGGUUUAUACUCAGCUUUUACUUUUGUAUAGUUUGAUAGGGGCAGGGGGCAAUGGGAUGUAGUUUAUACCCAGGUUCUAUCCAAAUCUGCGUAGGCAUGAGUUGGGUUCUAACUGGGUCCUCCUAUCAUUAUGGCUUUGGUUCAAAAGCAACACUACAUUUGCCUACAGAUGAUUCUUCUGAAUGCUCCCGAACUACUGACUUUGAAGAACUAGCCUCCUGCCUGCCAUUAAGCAGGAAUGUCAUGUUCCAAUUCAUUACAAAAGCAAACAAUUAAACAAUGUGAAUUUUUAUAAUAAAAUGUGAACUGAUGUAGCAAAUUAUGCAAAUGUGAAGCCUCUUCUGAUAACACUUGUUAGGCCUCUUACUGAUGUCAGUUUCAGUUUGUAAAAUGUGUUUCAUGCUUUCAGUUCAGCAUUGUGACUCAGUAAUUACAGAAAAUGGCACAAAUGUGCAUGACCAAUGGGUUUGUAUGUCUAUGAACACUGCAUUGUUUCAGGUGAACAUUUUAUCGUUUUCAAAUGUUUCUCACAAUGUAUGUUAUAGUAUUAUUAUUAUAUAUUGUGCUCAAAUGCAUUCUGAAGAAACUUUUAUAUGAAGUGAAUAAACAAAAGCAUGAUUA
This is a messenger RNA of Callithrix jacchus (white-tufted-ear marmoset), 9458 nucleotides long. It is a transcript of the gene PDE4B, whose product is annotated as phosphodiesterase 4B. Gene Ontology annotation, biological process: signal transduction. Lineage: Eukaryota; Metazoa; Chordata; Mammalia; Primates; Cebidae. Gene Ontology annotation, molecular function: 3',5'-cyclic-nucleotide phosphodiesterase activity. The record is from RefSeq and is a predicted model, not a curated record.